Leucoraja erinaceus (little skate) is the source of this 5368-nucleotide messenger RNA. Its product is annotated as neurocalcin-delta-like. The transcript is spliced from 5 exons. The record is from RefSeq and is a predicted model, not a curated record. Lineage: Eukaryota; Metazoa; Chordata; Chondrichthyes; Rajiformes; Rajidae. Bases 594 to 1175 code for a protein of 193 amino acids. Gene Ontology annotation, molecular function: calcium ion binding.
UGCUUCGCUGUCCUUCUGGCCUGGGUUCUGUGCCCAAGUCUCUGGAGUGGGACUUGAACCCAGGGCUGUCUGAGAGGAGAGAGCUCCCAUUGAAUGCAUGCUAGGUCGGGCUUGUAUGCGUGGCAUGAUGGUCUUUGAACGAGUUACUAUCAGUUCACCUUGUGGGUUUGUGGACUCGAGCAGAUUCCUCAGUGCAGCUGUGCUCUGCUUCCUGUUCACAUAACAACGGGACUCCACAAAUAGAGGCGGAUGUGGUCACAUCAAGCUUCUUGUGUUAGCUCGCUGCGAGUCCCGGUCUUCUCUGGACGUAACAGACCUUGACAAAGAGCUGAAGACUCUCUCGUUCUAGUGGCACACGGCCGGCAAGCAGUGUCGCACUUUGCCAGUGUGAAACAAGCAAGUGCCUCACAGUGUGGGAGAGACUAGUUGUGCUUCAACACUCCGUCUGAUUCAGUGAGAACUACACGUGCAGAGGGUGCAGAAUACAGAAGAUGCAGGAAACUAAGCUGCAAAGUGUCUAGACUGGAGAACCACCUUUGUGUCCCAGGGGCGCCUCGCACAGCCGACCUUGAGGGCAUAGAAGGGCAGCAAGGAUGGGGAAACAGAACAGCAAACUGCGUCCUGAGGUACUGCAGGAUUUACGGGAGAACACGGAAUUCACGGAGAACGAGAUUCAGGAAUGGUACAAGGGCUUUGUGAAGGAUUGCCCCAGUGGUUACCUGACGAUAGACGAGUUCAAGAAACUCUAUGGCAACUUCUUCCCUUACGGUGACGCCUCCAGGUUUGCAGAGCAUGUAUUCCGUACUUUCGAUGCAAACGGAGAUGGCACGAUAGACUUCCGCGAGUUCAUCAUCGCUCUGAGUGUCACCUCCCGAGGAGGCUUGGAGCAAAAGCUGAAGUGGGCUUUUAAUAUGUAUGACGUCGAUGGGAAUGGCUACAUCAGCAAGUCAGAGAUGUUGGAGAUUGUCCAGGCGAUCUACAAGAUGGUGUCAUCAGUGAUGAAAUUGUCUGAAGAUGAAGCUACGCCCGAGAAAAGAACAGAAAAAAUCUUCCGACAGAUGGACACCAAUGCAGAUGGAAGACUAUCUCUGGAAGAGUUCAUCAACGGAGCAAAGAAGGAUCCAUCCAUCGUCCGCCUCUUGCAAUGUGACCCCAGCACUGCAGGGCAGUUCUGAAGCGUUGCCCAUGGGACAAGUGCUGUCGCUCUGUGCCAUUCCUGCCCGCACCAACCCCGAGUGGUCAGUCAAUGGAAAUGCUCAGGCAAACGGAACCCCCAGUCUGUAUCAAAACAGAGCAUCCGCCAACCUUCCAAUGAAGAUAUUGCAUGCAGCAACAGAUUUGCAUCUUAUAGUAUAAUAAAUACAUAAAUGUGCCAAGAUAAGGGGAAUUCUGCUGACCAGCUAAAAGAAAAUGCUGCUGCAUCUUUUCUUAUGUCCACUUCUGUUGUGGAUAUAGCUUUUUAUAGUCCAAUAUUUUUUUUAAUUUUAAUUUAAUAGUACAGAGAUUUAGUUUAUACCUGACAUAAGGAAACGUGAGGACCAAAGUCUGAUGGGUUCAUGUUUACACUAUAGUAUUAAGAACUUGAGUUGGUUGCCUGGCACAUACAUGACUCUCUUGAGUUCUUGCCUCUUUUGUAUACAAUUAUCCAUUUCUACAUCCCUAGUCUGAGGUUUGGCAAGCCCACCAGUGGAUCUCAGCCAAUUGAUGAAAAAAUGGCAUCACAGUUUUCAAGGCAUUACAGAGAUCGCGCAAAUUGAUUUCUUCAAGACAAGGGGGCAGAAAUAAGGCCAGAUAUUUCAAUAGUGAAGAGAUUCUUCCAUGCAAAGAGAAUGGAAGAAAUUUGGAACACUCUUCCACAAACAGCAAUUGAUGCCAAGUUAAUUGUUAAUUUUAAAUUAGAGAUAAAUAAAAUAGAGGUGUUAAAGAACAUCGGAAACGGAAGGUUGAUAUAAACCUCACAUAUUAGCCAUCCGGUUGCAGAACAAUCUUGAUCCAUUGAAUGGCUUCCACUGAUCCUGUCUUCCUUUCUCCGUCUUCCUUUCUCCUGUCCAACCCAUGCUAUCAAUGUCAGAACACAGCCGCGGAAACUAGAGCAGGGGUUCCCAACCUUUUUUGUCCCGUAUACCCCUGGCAAAUUUAAUAGCACAUAACAAUGUUAUUUCACAAUUUAUGAACAACUAAUGAUGAACAGUUACCGGUAUACCAGAACCAAACACAGUCAGUCAAUGAGAAAAACUAUGUACAAAUCCAGAAUCAACAAAUUUACCCCCUGGUUAGGCGUAAUUUACCCCCUUGGAGUAAAUUUACCCCAGGUUGGGAACCCUUUGUCUAGAAACAUGAUGUAUCCCUAUCACAUCCCUUGCUAUUGCCCAUUUGUCCAGGAAAUCUGUUCCCUAAAAUCAUCAAUCCUCUUAGAAAUGUCAACAUUUACCAAUAAGCCAUAUACAGCCAUAGGCCAAAAUAUCAGGCAACACUAUGAGAGCAAUGCUGACUGCUUCUUGUAGCUUACUCUUUCCAUAAUGCUCGCUUUAAUUAGCCUUGUCCUUAAUAUCCAAAUUUGAAGUGUAGUCCAUUAUGCUUUUCCAUAUGUGAAAUAUUCCGCUUUGUGUUAGGAUUUUAUCUGCAGUCUGUAUUAAGGAUAGGGACAUUACAGAUGUGGGCUUGUAUAUGUUUAAGAAUUAACUGUGGUAUUAAUAUGAUCAAAGAUACUCCUUCAAACAUCUUUACCGCAUCGAGAUGUCCCAGAACAUGGGGGGCUAGAAUUCUCUGGCAAAUUUAAGGUGCAUUCUCAACCUCUCUCUGUCAUUGGUAGUUACCCAAUAUUUGUUGUGUCUGAAUAAAAACUUUAAUCGUUGCAGUAAUGACAACAAAACUUCUCAUCAAAUCCUCCAGUGUUCUCUCACACCAAUGCAGGAGGUUAUAAAGGGAAUCAAAUUGCAAAAUGCAGCCUCUUCCUGUCAGUUCAAUUCACAACGUGUAAGUGCCAUACACCAUCAGCCCUUUGAUCUGUGGGAAUCACCAAUCCCAGUUCCUGUUGGUCAUAUUGUCGGGCAUAGUCGACACUGACUCACCUUUAUCCUGAGCACAGUCCCUGAGACUGGCAUUAUCCUUGCAUCAUUGUCAAACAGAAAUAAAAUCUGGUUGCAGUAACAUGUAGGUUUUUCCAACUCUGGUUGGAUGAGUUCUUGGACGUAUCUUCGCUUGACUUCAUACCUGCCACUGCCUCAAGCCCACUCCCUGGGAAUCAAUCAACUGCUGGAAAUUGGAAACAAAAACAGAAAAUGCUGGAAUUGACAGGUCAGGCAACAUCUGCGGAAUGAGAAACAGUUAACAUUUCAAGUCAGGGACUCUUUGUUAAAACUAUCCUAGUUUUUGGAUGCCUGUCACGCUACGGCCAAUCUGAAAUGAAGUCCCCUCCCCUCUCCCCUUUGACCCCUUCCUCCACCCUAGUUGUUUUCCAGUUCACCACAUUGUUUCCCUCUUGAGAUUAUACCAACGAUGGGCCUACCAGGGCAAGGCCCUGCCUGAGGUCAUUUGUGGCUGGCCUUGAUUGGUCCUGGUCUGUCUUCACUUCCAGCUCUUCAGCCCACCCCCCCUACUUUCAUUCUGGAGAAGGAUCUGGACCCGAAACAUCACCCAUCCUUUUACUCCAGAGAUGCUGUCUGACCUGCUGAGCUAUUCUUGCACUUUGUGUCUGUCUUUGGUAUAAACCAGCAUAUGUAGUUCCUUGUUUCUACUGAAAUGAAGCAAACUCGUUGCACAGUUGGAUAAUUCCUGGCUCUCAGUCAAGAAGUCGUGUUUUAGCAAAGUCAAAUAAUUUUUUUAAGAAUUUUUAAUGCCCCACUGAUUACUCUCUGAUGAUUUCCGCUUCGGCAGGGACCUGAAGAUUAAAUGUAAACUCUGAAGAUUCCACUACAAUCCUGGAGAUUUGGCAAACUGAUCAUACUCUGUCUGCAAGUAGUUGUUUUUCAAAGUUUAUCAGUGGCCUUAAUUAAGAAAUGAAGUAUUUUGCUGAUUCUACCUUAGAAUAAAUUACAGACUAAUUUGUCAUCUAUUUCUGUGCAAAACAGAUGCUAGGAUCUUCAAACAAAACAAAAAGAUACCAGAUGAAUGAAUGAAUUAGUUUAUUCACGUAAGCAGAUGCACGUAAUCAAACAACAUUGGGUCACAGAGACUCUUAGCAUGUUGGGCAGUAUCUGUAAGGGAUUCUGCUCCAGACUUGAUGUGAUUUAAGGACCAGAUCCAAAAUCUGCUCCUUAAAGCACAUCAAGUCCCAAGAAGAAUCCCAACCCAAAACAUCGUCAUUCCAUUUCCCUCCACACAUGUAGUCUGACCCACUGAGUUCCUCCAGCACUUUGUGUUUUGCUCAAGUCCAGUAUCUGCAGUUCCUUGUGUCUCCAGUAACUUUAAAAUCUAAAGUUGAUAGAUUUUUGUUAAUGAAAGGGAAGUGGACCAAAGACAGAAGCUUGGAAUUAAGACAGAGUGCUGAAAUGAUCUCAGUGGAAGAAACUGGAAGGACCCUUCCUGUUGACCCCGUCAGUGAAGCAAAAAAAAGGUUGUGCCAAAUGUAAGACGAUGUUUUAAGUUGUUGCACGCCAUCUAGCCAUACAUUGUGGCUGCACAGUGGUGCAGCUGGUAGAGUCACUGCCUCACUGCCUCACAGCGCCAGAGACCCGGGUUCGAUCCUGACCUCAGAUGCUGUUUGUGUGGAGUUUGCACGUUCUCCCUGUGACCUCGUGAGAUUCCUCCGGUUUCCUCCCACAUUCAAAAGUCGUGCAGGUUUGUAAGUUAAUCGGCAGGUCUCUGCAUAUUGCCCCUGGUGUGCAAUAAGUGGAUGAGAAAGUGGGAUAACAUAGAACUAGUGUGAACAAGUGAUCGAUGGUUGGUGUGGACUUGGUGGGCCGAAGGGCCACUUUCCAUGCUGUAUCUUUGAACUAAACUAAACAAACCAUACCCAGUACUGACAGUAUAGAAUAUAGAUGGUCCUGACCAUCUUCCCCUAAUAGAAGAUACCAACCAGAACUGAUCCAGUGAUUCUGAGCUUAUUUUGUUCAACUAACUUUCCUGAGAAUAUGAUGCUACCGCAAUAACCCCACUGAAGAAUUUGUUUCAUCUUUCCGAUUUAUUUUGGAUUAAACCUCAGGUAUACGAAGAGAAAAGUACUGAUCACUUGCUUAAGGUUUAGCAGUACUUAUUAACUUGUAAAUUGCAUUUUGUUUCUGUACAUGUGAGAGCUGUGUGUUGAUUUCUUCACUCUCAGGCUGGUUCCAAGCUGACAGGUUAGUGUUUCCCUGAAGGUCCAAAAGGGAACAUUCAUGUUUACAUUUGCCUUCAUCUGAGUAAAAAUUAAAGCAGUUCAAAUCACCUA